GCGCAGGUGGAGGAGAAGUGACGGAGGCGGAGAGGAGAUGGCAGGAGGAGGUAGAGACGGAGGAGAAGUGGCGGAGGAGGAGAGGAAAGAGAGGAGAGGAGAUGGCGGGAGGAGGCAGACGGGAGGUGUGUGCCAGACUAUUGCGUCGAUCUUUCACCGACUCAUCAGGAUGUUGAACCCUGACAGUCUGCUGUCUCCCAGAGCGGAGGUGAGCAGAGGCGGAGGACAAGUGGCGGAGGCGGAGAGGAAAGAGAGAGAGGAGAUGGCAGGAGGAGGCGGACGGGAGGUGGGCGGCGACCGAGGGGAGAUUGGCAAUCCCAAUGGUAGGAGGGAGGUGGGCGGAGGCGAACAAGAGGGAUGGCGGAUGUGCGAGCAGCGGAACGGAGGCCAGAGCGGAGGCGAACGGAGGUGGAGGAGAAGUGGGCGGAGGCAAAGAGGAGAUGGCUGGAGGAGAUGGAGAGGAGGUGGCGGAGGCGAAGAGGUGAUGGUGGGAGGAGAUGACGGGAGGAGGCCGACGGAAGGUGGCGGAGGCGGAGGAGAAGUCGUGGAGGCGAAGGAGAAGUCGCGGAGGCAGGGAGGAAAGCGAGAGAGGAGAUGGUGGGGGGAGGCGGAAGGGAGGUGUCGGAGGCAGAGAGAUGAUGACAGGAGGAGGCGGGCGGGAGCUGGCGUAGGCGGAGGAGAAGUGGUGGAGGCGGGGAGGAAAGCGAGAGAGGAGAUGGUAGGAGGAGGCGGAUGGGAGGUGGCGGAGGCGGCGAGAAGAUAGCGGGAGGAGGCAGACGGGAGGUGGCGGCCCUGCAAUGGGCCAAUGCGCCGCCCUGCAAC
Messenger RNA from Chara braunii, 822 nucleotides. The record is from the annotation of a GenBank genome assembly. NCBI's taxonomy places the organism in Eukaryota, Viridiplantae, Streptophyta, Charophyceae, Charales, Characeae.